CCCGGGUUCCCGGAAGCUUCUCGGGUGGAAGAAGGGCCGGGACAGCCUCCAGGCUUCCCGCGAAGGUUGACAGCGGCGCUUUAGCCAUUUGCGCCAGGCCGUGGGGAAACAUCCAUGGGACCUCGGGGUCGGCAACUUGAUGGAACCAUCCAACACCCAUUCGGCUUCUUGUGGGGUCCUAGAACAAGCUUUCUGGAACUCAUGACCCAUGAAGUCCUGUCAACAUUCGCAACGCCUGAGGGUAGCAACAGUGAAGUAGAAACAGAGUGUUGCCGGGGAUUUCGGUAUCAUUUUAAGUGACUGGUGGCUUAUGGGACUUUGGAACUUCUGUGACAGCCAUGCUGCAUGGGAUGAUGGCACUUUGGAGAGGAAAGAGGCCUGAGGUGACACUUGCCUGCCUGCUCUUAGCCACAACAGGCUGCUUUGCUGACUUAGAUGAGGUCCCUCAGGUUACUGUCCAGCCUCCAUCCACUGUCCAGAAGCUCGGCGGCACUGUGAUCCUGGGCUGUGUGGUGGAUCCCCCCUGGAUGGACACCACCUGGCGCCUCAAUGGGAGGGAGCUGAAUGGCUCUGCGGAGCCUCUGGGCAUCCUCAUCACCCAUGGGACCCUCGUCAUCACUGCCCUCAACAACCACACAGUGGGCAGGUACCAGUGUGUGGCCCGGAUGCCUGCCGGGGCUGUGGCCAGCGUGCCAGCCACUGUGACACUAGCCAAUCUCCAGGACUUCAAGUUAGAUGUGCAGCACGUGAUUGAAGUAGACGAGGGAAACACAGCAGUCAUUGCCUGCCAUCUUCCUGAGAGCCACCCAAAAGCCCAGGUCCGAUACAGCGUCAAGCAAGAGUGGCUGGAGGCCUCCAGGGGUAACUAUUUGAUCAUGCCAUCGGGGAACCUCCAGAUUGUGAAUGCCAGCCAGGAGGAUGAGGGCAUGUACAAGUGCGCUGCCUACAACCCAGUCACACAGGAAGUGAAAACCUCCGGCUCCAGUGACAGGCUGCGUGUGCGCCGCUCCACUGCCGAGGCUGCCCGCAUCAUCUACCCCCCAGAGGCCCAGACCAUCAUCGUUACCAAAGGCCAGAGUCUCAUCCUGGAAUGUGUGGCCAGUGGGAUCCCACCCCCACGGGUCACUUGGGCCAAAGAUGGGUCCAGUGUCUCUGGCUACAACAAAACGCGCUUUCUGUUGAGCAACCUCCUCAUCGACACCACCAGCGAGGAAGAUUCAGGGACCUACCGCUGCAUGGCUGAUAAUGGGGUCGGGGAGCCAGGGGCAGCAGUCAUCCUCUACAAUGUCCAAGUGUUUGAGCCCCCAGAGGUCACCAUGGAGUUGUCCCAGUUGGUCAUCCCGAGGGGCCAGAGUGCCAAGCUGACGUGUGAGGUGCGUGGGAACCCCCCGCCUUCUGUGCUGUGGCUAAGGAACGCUGUGCCCCUCACCUCCAGCCAGCGCCUUCGACUGACCCGUAGAGCCCUGCGGGUGGUCAGCAUGGGGCCUGAAGACGAGGGUGUGUACCAGUGCAUGGCUGAGAAUGAAGUCGGAAGUGCCCACGCUGUGGUCCAGCUGAGGACCGCAAGGCCCGGCACAACCCUAAGGCCACGGCUAGACACUGCCACACCUCCUGUGCCAGCCUUCAGGCCCGGAGAUCCUGACCAGAUGCUGAGGGGGCGCUCAGGGCCCCCAACAUCAGUGCAGCCAGCCUCCCCGCAGUGCCCUGGAGAGAAGGGACCAGUGGCCCCUGCCGAGGCACCUGUUAUUCUCAGCUCACCACGCACCUCCAAGACAGACUCCUACGAGCUGGUGUGGCGGCCUCGGCAUGAGGGUGGCAGCCGGGCACCAGUUCUCUACUAUGUAGUGAAGCACCGCAAGCAGGUCACAAACUCCUCUGAUGACUGGACCAUCUCUGGCAUUCCGGCCAGCCAGCACCGCUUGACCUUCACCAGACUCGACCCUGGGAGCUUGUAUGAAGUGGAGAUGGCUGCUUACAAUUGUGCGGGGGAAGGCCAGACAGCUAUGGUCACCUUCCGAACCGGACGCCGGCCCAAGCCUGAAAUCAUAGCCAGCAAGGAGCAGCAGGUCCAGAGAGAUGACCCUGGAGCCAGCCCCCAGAGCAGCAGCCAGCCGGACCAUGGCCGCCUCUCCCCUCCGGAAGCGCCAGACAGGCCCACUAUCUCCAUGGCCUCUGAGACAUCAGUGUAUGUGACCUGGAUUCCCCGCGGGAAUGGUGGCUUCCCCAUCCAGUCCUUCCGUGUGGAGUACAAGAAGCUGAAGAAAGUGGGGGACUGGAUCCUGGCCACCAGUGCCAUCCCUCCCUCCCGGCUCUCAGUGGAGAUCACAGGCUUAGAGAAAGGCACCUCCUACAAGUUCCGAGUCCGGGCCCUGAACAUGCUGGGGGAGAGUGAGCCCAGCGCCCCCUCCCGGCCAUACGUGGUGUCAGGCUACAGUGGCCGCGUGUAUGAGAGGCCCGUGGCAGGCCCCUACAUCACCUUCACCGAUGCGGUCAAUGACACCACCAUCAUGCUCAAGUGGAUGUACAUUCCAGCAAGUAACAACAACACCCCAAUCCAUGGCUUUUAUAUCUAUUAUCGACCUACAGACAGUGACAAUGACAGUGACUACAAGAAGGAUAUGGUGGAAGGGGACAGGUACUGGCACUCCAUCAGCCACCUGCAGCCAGAGACCUCCUAUGACAUUAAGAUGCAGUGCUUCAACGAGGGCGGGGAGAGCGAGUUCAGCAACGUGAUGAUCUGUGAAACCAAAGCUCGGAAGUCAUCUGGUCAGCCUGGUCGACUCCCACCUCCAACGCUGGCCCCACCCCAGCUGCCACCCCCUGAAACCAUAGAGCGGCCGAUGGGCACCGGGGCUAUGGUGGCACGCUCCAGCGACCUGCCCUAUCUGAUUGUCGGGGUCGUCCUGGGCUCUAUCGUCCUCCUCAUCGUCUCCUUUAUCCCUUUCUGCUUGUGGCGGGCCUGGUCUAAGCAGAAACAUACAACAGACUUGGGUUUUCCUCGAAGUGCCCUUCUGUCUUCGUCCUGCCAAUACACCAUGGUACCACUGGGAGGACUCCCAGGCCAUCGAGCCAGUGGCCAGCCCUACCUCACUGGUGCCAAUGGACGCACCUGUGCCAGUGGGGUACAUGUGAACAGGGGCUGCCCUGCAGCAGCCAUAGGCUACCCAGGCAUGAAACCUCAGCAGCACUGCCCAGGGGAGCUUCAGCAGCGGGAUGACACCAACAACCUGCUGAGGCAGACCGUUCUUGGUGAUGGAUAUGACCCCCAGAGUCACCAGAUUCCCAGGGGUCCCAAGUCUAACCUGGAUGAGGACUCUUUCUUAUACACGCUGCCCGAUGACUCUACUCACCAGCUGCUCCAGCCCCGCCGGGACUGCCUCCACCUCCAGGAGCAGCCUGUGGCUGCCGGCCAGUCAGGAACGAGAAGUGUACCCCAGAAUCCUGGGGUGGAAGUGACGUGGGACCCGCUUUUUCACCCAGGCCCCCCUUGCUGCUUGGGCCUGGUACCAGUUGAAGAGGUUGACAGCCUGGACUCCUGCCAAAUGGGCGGAGGAGACUGGUGUCUCCAGCACCCCACCGGGGCCUAUGCUGGGCAAGAACGCGGGAAGCGGCUCUCCCCCGGCCCACCAGUGCACGUGACUUUUGAAACGCCACCGCCCACAAUUUAGACAGAAGCCAGUAUCCCAGAAAGACUAUAUAUUAUUUUAAAAAAAGACAGAAAAUUGGUAUUUAUUUUUCUAUAAUAGCCAUAUUUAUAUAUUUAUGCACUUGUAAAUAAAUGUAUGUUUUUUAUAAUUCUGGAGAGAGCAAGGGAAUCCUACCCAUGGAGGUAUGAGAAGGAAAACAAGCUGCAACCGAACACGAGUCAGCCAAGAAAGAGGAACAGCUCUUCACUCAGAAUUCCUGCCACUGCCUGGAGGCCCACAGAGAAGCCGCCACGACCAAGAGGGCAAAGCAGGGACCGCACGUGACCGGCUGGAGAUCCCCACGCACAAGGACGGAGCUGCUGCUACAGGACAUGUUUUCAGAAGAGGCCGGUGAGAAUGGACUUUGUUGUGUACUAGAAGCAUUAUAAGUACUAUAAGCAUUAACAAACCUUCCAGAAUCAAUAAUCUGUGGCAACAUAUCGCUGUAAAAACAAACACUGUAACUUCUAAAUAAAUGUUUAGUCUUCCCCGUAGCCUUCAACUUAGUCACUUAUGACUCAGCAGUCUCUUUCCAUGUUAGGCUUCAGUUUGAGUAUUUGAAGAAAAUACCCACUUGUGCUGUUCCCAGAUUUAUCAAGAGAGGAGAUAGGGAAAAGGAAGGUAGCAAAUGUCUUUAACUGUUGAAUGUCAAUGAAACUAAGCUUUUCUACCUCAGUGUGUGUCGAAGACCAAAUAUUUUCCCCAAAAUGUUGGUAAUUGCUUAAAUGCUGUGCUACACGCAUGAACAUGUUGUGCCUGAUAAAACUCAUUUCCCUUUUUUCCAAAAAUCUACCAACAUAGCCAGAGGAGUUCACUCACUGGUUGUUUCAAAACAACAUUGCUUACUGCUGUCCAACCACAGAUCAAUCUUGAUAUAACUAGAUGAAGGCUGAAGUUUGCAGGGAAAGCCCUAACACAAUUUAAGUGUUCUCAGAAGGAAAACAUUUUCUAGAUUUCAGUAAAGUGGAGUAACAGAUGAACUGCCACACUCUAGUCACAAAUUUGAGAAACAAGAUCUUUGGAAAGCUCAGGAGUAACGGACUGUCUAGGACAAGCGCGCCCUCUGCUGGCCAGAGCAAACACAGCACCUGCUCUCUAGGUUUCCUGUAUCUUUUCCAUCAAACAGCUGAAGUGGAAAAAGAACUAAGACAACAUGACUUUCAGAAAAGCAGUAUUUUUAAAAUGUUAAGAAAUAAAUUGAAGGCCUAUAAAGAACAUUUAAAUGGGAAGAAGACGUGACUUCAGACAACCUGGUACUAAGGGUAAGUGUGGGGCAGGACCAGUGCUCUCGCUCUUCACUCAGUUAAUCCAGGGACUCUCAAAUUUGAGCGCUAACAUUAUCUAUCCCAUUGUCUUAAAAUUUUUUAUCUCCAAAGUGAAGAUGGUGAACUUCUGUGAUGAGUGACAUUGUUUACUGCCCAGCAUUGGUACCACAACAGUAGUGCUUUUAAUGCAUGUUAAAGGACAGAGAUAAUUGCAGGAAAGAAUGGAACCAUUAGGCUUUCAAAUUUCAGCCUAGAAAGUGAAAUUACUCCGUUUUCAUUCAGUUCAUUGAAUGAGCAUUCGAAGCUUUGGGAAGUUCUGAAUAUUUAAUUUCAUUGCUUUUCUUUAGAUUCAUUUUAAAAUUUAGAUUUAACUCGGCCAACAGAGGCUUCUAAAUUACUAAGGGGUAGCGUAAGGCCAAGUGGGCAGGACCUGGUGGGGGACACAGAGCUCAGCUCAAGACCUCUCUGAGAGGGCAGCCUUCCCACGUGGGACAGGCCGCCUUGGUGUCAAUAAUCACGCUCUUUACUGUGAAGUUGUGACAGAAAGUUUGGACUCCACAGUUGUCUUUUUUUCUUUCAAGUUAUAUUAACAGUAGAUCCACAAGUAACUUAAUUCAAACUGAUUUCUGGCCUUUCCAGGUGAGGCUGCCUUCUGUCAGGGCAGAGAACUCCUUGAUGUGGGAAGCAGGAUAGUUUUCCAUCCCCCCAGCCCAAGCUGUAUACUGGGUGUCUCCUGUUUGAACUUUCCAAAGCUUUGAAUGCUCAUUAAAAUUAUCGAGUCAAGACUGAAUCUGGAUUCAAGCAGACAUGAAACUAAAGCAGACAUGAAACUAAAGUUAUCCAUCUAAUCCAAAAAAAUAGAAUUCCAAACAUUAUGGAUGAAGGCACAAGUGUUGUGGUGACUGCAUGGUUCUUGUUGUUUGAAACUAUGCAGCAGUAAAUAAGUAAAACAGCUGUGACUAGAACAUUUUCCUAAAAGAUUCAAAGACACACAUAGUUUAGAGCAUAUAGUAGAAAAGGUGCUAAAAAUGUAUUCUCUCUAGUAGAGACGCUACUACACCAGAGAUUUAUGGUGAUAGGCACAAACUAUUCAGACUUCUUAAACAGGAAUAUGAAAGAAUCUUAGAGAUCAAGUGUCCAGCUCUCACAUACACAUAUAUUGUAACAUACAAAGCAAGUUAAUCCUCUUUAUAAUUUGGGGCGGGCAGCUCAGCAAGCUAGCCACGGGUUAGGGAUACUUGACAUUGCUGAGUCCCUGUCUACAUUAAAGCAGUAUUGCCUUCUUCACCUUUCCAUCUCAGUGACCAACUUUAUAUUCUGAGACAGCUCCAAUGGAAUAAGUCCUUGAGGUCUGAAUCAAAGUGCUCCAUUGUGUUACCAACAGCGAUCCAAAUAUCAGUGAGCUCAUUCCAAGAUCCCAGUGGCCACUUACCCCCAAAUCAAAAAGACACUCCCAAAUUAGUUUAAAAUGCCAUAUACCUUCCAAAGUGAUUGUUAGAGAUGUUCCUUCAGAAUGAUUUUGAUCUUGCCUCAUUACUUCUAUAUCAAAAACAGCAAAUGACUCAAGUAGAACCUGAGAGAAAGCGGCGUAAGACUUGAGAAACCAUGGGAAUACUUAGAAGACAGGUAGAGUCAUAAACAUCUUCAGAGGGGGGGAAAAAAAAAACCUUUUUUUGGCCAUUCUGGAAAACAUAUCCUGCUAUUCCUGUCAGAGCUGAGUUUGCUAAAACUGUGGGUGAUUCAGGAAGCUGGUUAUUUGCCUGCUUUCUGCUAACCCAAAGCAGACUGCUCUGGUACAUCUCUGCAUUGCCUGAAUCCUCAAAUAAUUGUUUCAUGACGUUAACAAUGUCGGAAUUCUAAAUUGCAUUUCUUAUUCUGUGAUGAUGUUGGCAAAAUAAGUUUGUUUUUUUCUCAUGUCCUCUCAGAAAACUUAUCGUCAAAGUUUAUUUUCCAAGGAUCAAAAAAAAAAGGAUGGAUUGCUGAAUGAUAGCUUUUCUUGCCAACAGCUAAAAUGUCAGAAAACCAAAUACAAACUUCCCUAAAACACAUGCUUUGUUGCAGUUUUGAGGUGCAGCCUUUUGUUUAGACUUGGUUCUAAACAAAUCUAAAAUGGUUCAGUUCAUUAAUAAAUAGAUGUUAAGUGCUACAGUCUGUUCUAAAAUAACCAAAUGAGAGAAAUUAUUAAAACUACAUGACUAAGAUCUGGAUUUAGACUUUUAGAUAAGUUCACUUUAAAAUAAGAUUGUAGUACGUGACCAAAAAAAACAGACCUUCUGGUGAAGCACAUGUCCAAAAGGCAAACCUCGAGCCCCGUGGACUUUAUCUAGUUCUGCUGUGGAGACCGAAUGGGUGGGAGGGUGAGACCUCCUUUCUUACGCAGAAGAGCAAUCUCUUCCUUUAAGGCCACAAUUCUUUGUGCUUGGAUUUGGAUCAAUUUAGUGACCUUCUCUUUUGCCACAAUAUCUGCUUUCCGAGGAGCCUGGAAGGCAUUGCCCUGUGGGAAGAAAACACGACCCUCCUCUAAGCAUCAUUUCGAAUGGAACAACCUCUCUGUCCUUCUGCCUCGAGUCAAUUUCAAUGGCUAUUGCGCCUCCUUUUAAGGGCUUUCAAGUCCUCCACUGAAAUCCCACCAUUAAAAGGGGGCCUUUGAGCUAAUGAACACAUCUAAACAUAUAGAUCCUUUAGGUGGGUAACAGGUUAAACCAUCACUCAUACCCCCAAGGAUUCAUCACUGGCAUGGUAAAAGACAAGGUACAUCCUUUUUCUAUGCAGCUAUAUUUUGUUUUCUGCAAAGGAAAUAACUCACUUCUUCAUCCUAUUUCCUCCCUUGUCUAGCCAGUUCCUGCUCAAACUCUCAGGGUGAUGCUGAUGCAGUGCUUCAGGGGAUCACACUUUGAGAACCCCUGAUUUGAGCAUUUGCAGCAUUCUUAAUGAAAUAUAUAAAGCAAAGAAACAAGAGAAACUGGAAUUUUUUUCAGACGCUAUUGUAAGAUGAUACAUUGCUUAGGUUCCUAUAGGGCAAGGCUUGACACCAAUAAACCUAAAUUAAAAAAUAAUAUCCACCACAUUCUAUGUAUUAUAUGCUAAGUUCAAUAAAUGUUAUAUAAGAGCAAACUUGAAAGCCAUAAAAUGCAACAACUGUUUCAAUAAGAUAACCUGAGAUUCCACAAUGCAAGAUACCCACUUUAGGUCAAAUGUAUGUUCAUGGCAUCCAACGGGCAUGCAGUAAAGUUAGUCCCUCAGGCUCACCAUAAGGUAGGUCAACUCAGUGUCCUCGGGGACCCAGGUGGGCUGGAGCGGGUCAAGAUCAGGGUUUGUUUGAAGGUCAGCACUUGAUAUUCUUGUGAACAGCUACUGUUAACAGAGCAUCCCCAGUUCUGACAAAGGAUCUGAAGGAUAAGAACAUACCUGCUGGUUCUGUAACGUAUUCAGCCGAGAGUCCAGUUUCUUCUUUUCAACACAUAAAUCAUUCAUCUGAUGAAGCUUUUUGGUGUGUUCUUUUGUCUUCAUCAUCAAUUCCCAUCGCAUUUGAGCAAUCUUUUCCUACCAGAGCAGGAAGAUGCAAAAAGGAUUAAUAAGGAGAAAGAGAGAAAAAUGUAUGUCUGGGUUUGAUAAACGUCAGGCAAAUAGAGCACAUGCACAUGGGAAAUGCGAUCAAAUACCAACAUAGAAGCAACUGCAUUGAGUCUGGUUUGGUUAAAAACAGGAAGACUGUAAAAUGAGAUAGAUAACACUAUUGUUAAGGAAUGAAAUUCGUAUGCAUGGUGAGUGAGAGUAUUCAUUACCUAAAAGGGAGAAUGACAAACAGCAAACUUCUAUACAUCGCUCUAUUCCCAGUCCUGGUCAAAAUUCUCAAGGUAGUUUGAGUAGUCAUAGAUGGCUACUGGCUUUCCUUUGUUCUCAUAAUGCCAACACAUUAUUUUAGGCUGCCUCUCACUUCUAGCAUGCCCAUGAUAGGCGCCACUCCCACACACAUGUUCAGUGGCGACUAUCGGAAAACAAAGGGAAAGCACAAUAGCGCGAGGGACUUCUUCCCCACCUAUUGAUGAGGUAGGACAGAAAAUGGGAGAAAGGAUAAUGACUUGCGGGCUUAUAAAAACUUUAUAAAAGUUCCCAUCUUGGAGCCAAGGUGCAGCCGGGACACUGCCUCAUCCCACUGCUCAGGGAACACCACAGGCAUUAACAGCUGCUAAGACACCACUAGCCAAACAGUCCAUACCUCACUACAGAAGUUACUACUUCAAGAUGUUCUCUAAUUUCUAGUUUGUAAGAGCAUUCCGAAGCUCUGCAGAGUAACACAGGCACCUCAGAGCACAACAGUUCCACUCUUAACCCUGUUAGAGCACUUUCACAUUGCCAUCAUAGUUAUUUGCACCCUGGAAUCCAAACCUAGUACUGGUGCUUUCACCCCAAGAUAAACCCCUCCAGCUAAGUGAAUGGUAAAACUGAGACAGGCUUAAGAUCCUGGGGGUGACAGGGUCACAGACUCAUCUCUAGCUGCACCGCAGAAACCACUUACAGUUCAACCCAGAUUCAGCCAAAGUAGAUCACUUGUCUUCUUGGCCUUACCUCCCACAUCUUCAUCUCCUUUGCAUUCGAUAGCUCCUUUCGAAGUUUUCUGAUCUUCAGUUCUUCAAGUGUUGUGUUCACAGAGAGUGUCUGAAGGGCUUCCAGGUCUAUCACACGGCCAAAUUUGCUGAUCAUUAGUUGACGAACUGUCUCUUCCAUUUCUAAGAAGACAGACACCAUCGGGUAAUGCAAUAGCUCCCUUGUUAUUAAAUGAACAAUACCAGUCAUGAAACUAAGGAAUAGCUUUGCAAGAGUGAUAAAAUUUUUAAAAAAAAUUUUUUUAAAGAUUUAUUUAUUUAUUUAUACAAGCACUGGGUACAGUCAGAAGCGUGGGAGGGUGAGAGAAUUCACCAGAGGCAGAGUGGGGAACAGAACAGGCAGACUGUGAAAUACACUGCUGAGGGUUGCAGCGGGCGCCAGGAGAGGUCUACACCAUGUGGGACCCUCGCCCGGUGGUGGCCGGGGAUUGAACCGGCCAGAGGCUGCAGGCAGCUUCUCAGCCCAGCGCUCAACCGCUGCGCCACCAGGGGAGACCCAAAUUUUUAAAAAUUUUAAUUUGAUAAAAUUUAGAGUGAUAAAACUUAAAUAAAAUUUUUUGAAGUGCAUUUAAUCAACAAAGACAAAGUAGAAAGAAAUCCCAAAAGUCAGUAACAAAAAAUAGAAGAGAAAAAGUAGCAAGGGAUGUGACAGGCCUGUUACAGAAAAGGAAACAUAAACAAAUGAAUGUGAAGGUGUUCAACCUCACCAGAAUCAGGGAAAGUUAAAAACACAAAAACUGCAAUGAAAUACAACUUAACAUCCAAUCGGGGGGAGGCGUUUGGGGCCUGGGCAAUUCUCACACGUGCAAGAAGGAUAAAGUGGUCCUUUCCUCUCUUCCUUGUUUCCUCCUGAUUCUGUGCUUACUUACUGCUUUCAGAUUUGGAGAUAGUCACCUGGUAGUUGUCUGUUAUCAGUGAAUAUUACUAGAUAACCCACGGGCUUAGGUACUUACUCUGGAUAGUUUUUGCCAUCUGUCUUUUUUCUCGGAUAAGCUGUUUACGCCUCUCCCGGUAUUCUUUGUUAAGUUUGCGCUGCUUGGCAUUUUCCUCCUGAAGGUAUACGAUUCGCUCUUGCAGCAGACUCAAGGAGUGAUUAGAAAAGACCAAUGUUCCAGAAAGGUCAUUAGGUAUUUCUCCAAAUAUUACAUACUCUAUCUACAAAAACAAAAUAGACAAAGAUCAAACUCCGUAUAAGGUCAUAGACAGCACAAAAGCAGCACUUCCUUCUCGGCCCCCUGCUUAGGUCACUGCCUUCGGAUGUCCAUCUCUCUCAACACUGGGUAAGUGGAAAAGCAGGAGGUUGUCUUCAAAUAGUUAACCACAUCACGUCCCUCUGGGGAUGAUAAAUCUCUCCCACAGACUAUGCAGAUCAACAAUGAUGGGCUGGUAUAUGGGGCAAAGUGCUCAAGGCAAAGUACCUGAUCCAGUUUGGGUCGGGUGACACAAAGCACGUAAGGCUGGUCUUCCAAAAUACAACUUUCUCUCCUGACAGCAAAUAGGGUAUGAUGGGUCAUUUCUCUUACUCAUGCAUCUCUAUCUCAACAUAAGUUGUAAGCCAAGUGGUGUGUGGAAAUGAACAAAGAAAAGGAGAACCAGAAAAAAGAUUUUCCUUUUUGUCUUGACCGCCAUCACUGAUGAGUAGAGUAUAAGUGAAGAUAAUUCUUGCAUCAUGCCUUUGUCAAUGGCUUAAAAUAAGUGGCAGGGAAAGUAACACAUGUGCAAGAUCCAAGAAUUCAACCUCUAAGUCCUAGGGUCCUCAUUUCCCCAGACCUUAAAUGACUCACACCUCACAGUGGUGAUGACCCAUAAGGAAAUACAUUUUUCGCUGUUAGCAAUCUAAGAAUGGGUAAGAAGAGUUUGGUUGUCAUUAUACAGGCAGAAUUCUCAGCUACGGACUAAUUCUCCCCGUGAGUAAUGAUGACUCUCUGGAACAGCCUGGGUGGUGGCGCUUCUGCUUAGAGGGGGUGGGGCACCCUCCCCAGACCCAUCACCUGGUGGAGCUUGAGUGGAAUCACAACCAGCAGUUCAUUCAGCCGCUGCUGCUUCUCUCGUUGAUAAGCCUCCAAGGCUGCCUCUGCUGCGUUCAGAUUAGUUGCCACAAUUUUUACCUGUGGAAAGUCCCACGUUUCAGUUUCAGUCGCAGCAUCUAGAGGGAGGAAGGUUGGAGGAGGAGGAGGAACAAAGAGGGUUGUGGGCUAGGGGUGAGUCACUGGUGCACCAGGGGAGCAGUACCUGAUUGGGGUAUCCAAAUAAGCUCAAUUAAAAGUAUACACAUUUUUAAAAUUUUUUAAAAAUUGCAUUAAAAAAUAGAAACAAAGUCCCAUGUACGAAAUGUGGAGAAGAUGCUAUGAACAUAUACUCAAGGUGGGAAAUGAUGGCAUCUUGGCAGGAAGUAACAGCAUAGGCGGGGUCUGUCUUGUGGGAGUGGAAUUAACUGGUGGAACCCAGGGAUGUAUAUUAUUUUCUUAUAGCUAAGUCAAAAUCCACCAACUUUUUCACUCAUUCCUAUGUCUCCUGAGUUGUAAAGAUUUUUGUGAAUGAGAAUUCAAAAGACAUUUGGUCCUCAUCCUUUGUAUUUCUUCAUGAAAAACAGCUCUUAGCAGGGGAUGCCUUUGUCAAUGCCUUAAAAUGAGGUCAUUAUGACCUCGAUACGUUAAAGAAAAAGCUCAAAAAGCAACAAAAGUACUAACUACAGUAUUUCUGAGACCCAUCCAUCAUCUAUGCAACUUGAAUGCUUUCAAAUCAUUUCCUGUUUGCAAGAGGAAAAGCAAGCUAUCCGCAUUUCUAAAUAUCAGUCAAGUUCAGUAGAUGUUGCUGUAGGAGAGAGUACCGAGAAGGAAAAAGGCGGAAACUAUCCAACAUAGUUAUACCAGAAGUUUGACUGCCUAGUCCUGGUCUCCAACAUGGGGUUGCAUGCACCCAAGGGAAAACAAAGAGAUCUACUGGGGUCCAGUAAGAAACUAUCUGUUUCUAUUUAUUUUUAUCUCAUUCUUUUCUAUUUGUUUUUACAAAUGUUUAAAAAUAUGCAAAAUAUAUUAAUACAAUAGUUGUGAAUAUAACAUACAAAAAUAGACAUCUGUUGUAGGAAUAUGUGCUCCACAACUUUUCUACUGAUAUAUGUAGGCAAUGAAAACUAUUUGGAGGCCAGUGAUUGGGAUAGAGUUUGAUCAUCAGAAGAGCAACAGCCCCACCAGGACUGUGCUUGGGGAGAGAAAAUUGGAUGUGACCAUUGAAAUGUUUCUGCUCUGGAGAGAUGUUCUAACAUGGUAUUACUGUGACCUGGCACAAUAUAGCAGAGGCGGUGCAGCCUGUAGAGAGGGGAUAAAUAAGUAGGAGGUCACCUUACUUUUUUGGACAAUGUGUCAUAUUCCUUUUUGAGGUUAUCGACAAUUUUCUUUUCUUCAACUAAGGCUUCUUCAAUGUCCAGCCUCUUUUCUCUAAGUUGAAGGGCCAGUUCAAAAAGACUUACAUUACAAUCUGAAAAGACAAGCAAAAUAAAAAAGAAGCCCAACUUGUUAUAGGAUGUAGUAAUGCACCAAGUGUGGACUUUGCAGUUUCAAAAUAAUGUCCCAUUUGUGGAUCCUCUCUAGCAAGCUCUCACCACAUUCAGGGCGCCAGUGUUUCAGGUAUAAGUUACCGAUACCAAUAAUGACGACAGUAAUUAUAACCCCAGUCUUGAAGCUCUGAGCUGUACUCUGAGCCAGGCUUUACACUCAGCUCUUUACAUAUAUUAUCUUACUCAAGGCUCAAACCUUGAGUACCUGCAAAGGAGAAACUAUUGAAUAUUCCCAUUUUUUUAAAGAUUUAUUUAUUUAUGAAUACAAGAGCUGGGGUAUAGCCAGAGGUGUGGGAGGGUGAGAGGAUUCACCAGAGAGUGGGAAGCAGAACAGGCGGAUCUACUGAAAUACACUGCUGAGGGGAGCAGUGGACAAGACAGAAGAGGUCUGCUGUGCCAUGUGAGUUAGCUCCAUGGCCGGGGAUCAAACUCGUGCUGCAGUGGCUAUGGAUAGCUUCAUAGUGCUGAGACUUAAACCCCUGCGCCACCAGGGAGGCCCCCUGAAUAUUCCCAUUUUAUGGGUGGGACCUUAAUCUCACAGAGGUCAUGCAACUUACAGGAUGUAUGGGCUUCAAGUAUAAUAUCUCUAUAUUAAUUUCUAUUACCUCACACUUAAAGUCACAUUUAUCCACCAAGUAAUUGAUAAAAUAAAAAUAUAAUGGAGUUCUGCAGUGGAAUUCAGGAACCUGAGUUGUAGCCCUAGUAUUACCACUAAACUAGCUAAAGGACUUAAAGUCCUUCAAUCUCGCUAUAAAAUAAUGAGUGACAUUACAAGUGAGUUCCUUUCCUCUCUUCCACAUAUGUAUGGUUCUAAAGAAGACUCUAUUUUCAAAAUCAAAACAAGAUUUAAAUUUUUUUGUAAAUUAAACCUUAUGUCAGCCCAAAAGGAAAUAAUUUUUUUCUCUGUUGAACCGUUCCUCUAUCGCAAGUAUAUGAAUAUUGGUCUGGCUGCAUCAGCCUGGUUUCACCAGUGAAAACAGUGAAUGUAAAUUGCCAAGCAUUUUCAGGAAAAUGGUACAAAUUGCCCUUACAAAACAUAUUUGGAAUAUGAAAAUAAGCUUGUUAAAAAGAGAGCACUUCAUAAAAAAUAAAGUAGAUAAGCAGAUACAGAGUACAAUCUGUUGCUUCUAUAGAAAAUGAAGUGUGUAUAAUUUAUGACACUCAACUGCAGGUUGUAUGCAGAUUUUUCACUCAUAAAUGGCAGCCUAAGGGAACACAAAAUAAAUCAUCCAAGAGCCCCCAAAGCUGUAUCUCAUAUAUUUUAUGCCACGCUCCCCUUAAAUUUUAUUCUGAGAGAACGGAAAAGGAAAACAAAAAAAGGAUCCCUUUGGUAGAGGUCAAACCAUAUUCACACGCAACAGAAAACACAAGCUUUUAUCCAGCUUACUUGAGGGGCAGAUGGAGUCAUCAAAAACAUCAUCUUCAGAUCCAGACUCAUCCUCAUCACUCUCCAAGCUUGAUUCUUCUUCACUUGAUUCUUCACUUUCUUCAUCUUCAUCUAAACACAAAGAUAUUAUUAAAGAGAGUUCAGUUUCUAUGUUAAACUAAAUCCCAGACUUUUAAAAAAUAAAAUCUUUCUCAAACAGUCACUAGAAGAACAGGAGACAUAAAGCAGAAAAUUACAGGUGGAUCUACUGAAAUACACUGCUGAGGGGAGCAGAGGGCGAGACAGGCGAAGUCUGCUGCGCCAUGUGGGUCAGCUCCCAGGCUGGGGAUAGAACUCCUGCCACAAUGGCCGCAGAUAGCUUGAUAGUGCUAAGACUUUAACCCCUGCACCACCAGGGAGGCCCAAGAAUCCAAUUUUCCUUUAACAACAUUGAAU
Messenger RNA from Talpa occidentalis (Iberian mole), 14936 nucleotides. RefSeq names its product BOC cell adhesion associated, oncogene regulated (gene BOC). Gene Ontology annotation, molecular function: protein binding. The coding region runs from base 339 to 3668 and encodes 1109 amino acids. The transcript has 20 exons. NCBI's taxonomy places the organism in Eukaryota, Metazoa, Chordata, Mammalia, Eulipotyphla, Talpidae. Gene Ontology annotation, biological process: nervous system development; axon guidance; cell-cell adhesion. Gene Ontology annotation, cellular component: axon; plasma membrane. The record is from RefSeq and is a predicted model, not a curated record.